This is a messenger RNA of Chinchilla lanigera (long-tailed chinchilla), 4350 nucleotides long. RefSeq names its product ets variant 6 (gene Etv6). The record is from RefSeq and is a predicted model, not a curated record. Gene Ontology annotation, cellular component: nucleus. Gene Ontology annotation, molecular function: sequence-specific DNA binding; DNA-binding transcription factor activity, RNA polymerase II-specific. Lineage: Eukaryota; Metazoa; Chordata; Mammalia; Rodentia; Chinchillidae. Gene Ontology annotation, biological process: cell differentiation; regulation of transcription by RNA polymerase II.
GCCCGCCCGCCCGCGUCCGACCCCGCGGCGGCGCCCCGAGAAAUGCUGCGAGAAACUUCUUAAAUGACCGCGUCCGCCUGCCCGUGGAGCGUUUCUGGGUUGGGGAGAGGAAAGGAAAGUGGAAAAAAACUGAGAACUUCCUGAUCCCUCUCGCUGUGAGACAUGUCUGAGACUCCUGCUCAGUGUAGCAUUAAGCAGGAACGAGUUUCAUAUACACCUCCCGAGAGCCCGGUGCCCAGUUACGCCUCCUCGACUCCACUUCAUGUUCCAGUGCCUCGAGCGCUCAGGAUGGAGGAAGACUCGAUCCGCCUGCCAGCGCACCUGCGCUUGCAGCCAGUUUACUGGAGCAGGGAUGACGUAGCCCAGUGGCUCAAGUGGGCUGAAAAUGAGUUUUCCUUAAGGCCAAUUGACAGCAACACAUUUGAAAUGAACGGCAAAGCGCUCCUGCUGCUGACCAAAGAGGACUUCCGCUAUCGAUCUCCUCAUUCAGGUGACGUGCUCUAUGAACUCCUUCAGCAUAUUCUGAAGCAGAGGAAACCUCGGAUCCUUUUCUCACCAUUCUUCCACCCUGGAAACUCUAUCCACACACAGCCGGAGGUCCUGCUGCAUCAGAACCAUGAAGAAGAUAACUGUGUCCAGAGGACCCCCAGGCCAUCCGUGGAGACUGUGCACCACAACCCUCCCACUAUUGAACUCUUGCACCGCCCUAGGUCACCCAUCACGACAAAUCACCGGCCUUCUCCCGACCCGGAGCAGCGGCCCCUCCGGUCCCCCCUGGACAAUAUGAUCCGCCGCCUCUCCCCGGCUGAGAGGGCGCAGGGACCGAGGCUCCACCAGGAGAACAACCACCAGGAGUCCUACCCUUUGUCAGUGUCUCCCAUGGAGAAUAAUCACUGCCCGCCAUCCUCCGAGUCCCACCCGAAGCCCUCCAGCCCCCGGCAGGAGAGCACCCGAGUGAUCCAGCUGAUGCCCAGUCCCAUCAUGCACCCUUUGAUCCUGAACCCCCGGCACUCCGUGGAUUUCAAACAGUCCAGGCUCUCUGAGGACGGGCUGCACAGGGAAGGGAAGCCCAUCAACCUCUCCCACCGGGAAGACCUGGCUUACAUGAACCACAUCAUGGUCUCAGUGUCGCCGCCGGAAGAGCACGCCAUGCCAAUUGGGAGAAUAGCAGACUGUAGACUGCUUUGGGAUUACGUCUAUCAGUUGCUUUCUGACAGCCGGUACGAAAACUUCAUCCGAUGGGAGGACAAGGAAUCCAAAAUUUUCCGGAUAGUGGAUCCCAAUGGACUGGCUCGGCUGUGGGGAAACCAUAAGAACAGAACAAACAUGACCUAUGAGAAAAUGUCCAGAGCCCUGCGCCACUACUACAAACUAAACAUUAUCAGGAAGGAGCCAGGACAAAGGCUUUUGUUCAGGUUUAUGAAAACCCCAGAUGAAAUCAUGAGUGGCCGAACAGACCGUCUGGAGCACCUUGAGUCCCAGGAGCUGGAUGAACAAAUAUACCAAGAAGACGAAUGCUGAGGGAACCCACAGGCCGCCUCUGCAGCAGGCCAGCAGCGACAGAACCUGCCCACCAGGACUGCUGGAGGCGUGAUGGAGCAGGUGGGCUGAGGGCAGCUGCAAAAAGAUCCCCAGAACAGCAGGAACACUUCUCUUGCAAACCAAGAGGGACCCCAGAGCACCUUAGACAGAGCACCCAGCAAUGGCGGGGCUGGAAUUCCAGCAGACGGCACAAGCCUGGACUUGAAUGUCACAUUUCCUUCACCUUCGGAGUCCAUCUGUAAUUCCUUACCCCGCCCUUCCUAAUCUGUUGUUAGUCCCAUGGUGUUUUUGUUUCUUUUUUUUUUUUUUAGGAACAUGCAGUUUGACUUUUCAUCAUUCAUACAGGGGAAGACAUCGGAUGUUGUUUUCCCGUGGAAAUAUAUAUCUAUUAUAUAUCUAUUUUUGCAAAUCUCACAAAGUAUGGCCAGCCCAGCUUGUCAGGAAAGUGAAUACUUGCAGAAAGGAUCAGGUUCCUCUUUUUCCUGCCAUGUGGGUCAGGUUUGUUCCUGUUGCAGUUGGGUCUUGGCUGAAAAAAGAAAAAAAAAAAAAGAUGCUUUUAAAAAUGAUCACGUUCAGGAGAACUCUCUUUUUCUCUCUCACUCUCCUUUCUUCCCUGGCUCCCUGCGUCCUGCCUUUCUGCCUGCUGUUACACUUCCCAUGCCUUUCUGCAGACUCUUGGGGACUCUUGAGAACUUCCCAAGAGCCUUGGGGAUUGUUGACACCUAAACAGAAUCAGUGACCUGGGUGCUUUGUGGCCAGCAGCACAGAAUUCAGCCCCCAUUCUGGCACUUAGCCACCCAUCUGAGGGAGGCCAGAAACCUCGCAGAUGCUGCUGUACUCUGAAAAAAGAUAAGUGCCGUUCUAGCGCGCCAUCUCUGAGACGGCUGUGAAAACCACGCAGCUAAGGCGUAAGAUAAGACGGAGGCCGUCCAAGUUAUUUGGAAGGCCCCAAGAGCUUGGGAUUAGCUUGCAAGUGCUGCAAAGUGGAAAAUACAAAAAGACCACACAGACCUGGUGGUCUAGAGACUGAGCAAAAAUAUUCUGCAGUGAGGGAGUUAUUUUUCUGAAACAAGUUAUUGAGGAUAUCGAGAAAGAAAAGCUCCUCUUGCUCCAUUCCAAGGGCCAUCUUGUGGUCAGUUACAUGCCCUCAAUGAAUUUCUUUUUUCCAAUUCUGAGUCUUUUUAAAAAUUCCCUGGUCUCCACUGAACAUUUGUGAAGGGAGGAUCCCAGCAUGCAGUCCCAGAUGCAAGCAGUGUUUGCCCAGCUUGGGCAAACAGGAAAUUCCUCAGAUCCAUUAUAUUUUCCUUCCUUCAUUGCUGUAUUUCAGAAAGGAGUCAUUUGUGGCUCUUUUCCACCUCAAAAUAAGGUUGGUAGUGUCUUGUAAAAGGAGGGCGGUGCCACCCUUCAGUACUUUUAAUGAUAACAGGUAUUUUUAGAGAACUCUUUUAGAUUCUCUUUCUUUUCCUAGCCAUCUAUAUUGAUUCUUCCCAUACAGACAGGUUUAGGCAUCCAAUAUUUGGAGUACAGACUUUUUUAAUCCACAACGUUAGGCCUGCCUUAAAAACCACCUCCUUCCUGUUCCUUUGUUUCCCCUCCCUGGUUAGGCGAGCAUCUCCAGCCCUCUGGGGCACACACGUACUCUGCCACUGGCACAUGGCAGGUGAGCAGAUCUCCAGGCUUGUGAUCCCACCAUUUCUGAGUUGAGUCAGGCACACAGAGGCUGGGGACACACAGGCAAGAGGAACCCUUCCUGGGCCUUCCUGACGAGAGCACCAGCCUGUGGGGCACGUAGAUGGACUUCGGUUCAAAGACACUGGAGUUGAGCUGGCUGGGGCUCUUCAGUCUUGUUCUGUCGUGGUCUCUUACCAGACCACAGGCGGACACAUGGGUGGACAGCCCAGUCUUUCUGUCACAUUCUUCCCCCUUCUGCCCUCUGGAAAGUCAGGGACCUUCUGUGUGGCUCAAGGCCCUCCUUGUGAAGGCUCUGGUCUCGUCUGACUGAAUGGUGAUGCAAUUCGGCUGGAUCCCAGCAUGCUGCAGAUGUCUUUCAAGAGUGUUCAGAUGAUAACAUUUCUCAACCUCUAAGACGACUGGUACUGCACCUCAAAUAGAGAGAUUCAGCCAAAAAACUGGUGUUUUGUGAAGUCACUGAGUUUAAGAGAUGGAGAGAAAGGGUGGAUUUUUUUUUUUUUAAACUAAGACCCUUUGUAUGAAUAUAAAGUCAGAGACCAGGGCAUGAUGUUACUCUUCUCUGAGAUUGGGACAUUGCAUUCUGGCCAAUUUACCCAAAUAGAAGAACUCAGUCUAUUAUUGUUCAAAGAAUCUUACACAUGAAGUAUGGAGGGAAACUGUUUGGCCCAAGGAUCUAUCUCUACAUUUUCAUGAAUGUCCAGUGAGAAUAUGUAAGACUUAGGAUAACACGUUCAGCCACUUCAAGUUGAUAUUAAUUCCAGUGUAAUCUUUAUUUCCCAUUCAGUUAUUACCUAUUCUGAUUUUCAGUUGAUUCCCUUAACUGCAAACAUCCUCCUCCAUUGUCUCUUUGAAAGAAUGACUCCCCUCAGCACCAGUGCUGGGGUACAGAUAUUUACAGACAUAAAUGUUUCAGAUUUAGUUGGUCAGACCUGGAGGAAGCACCUAUUAGACACUGUGAGAGUUUCAAAAAUAAACCAGGCAUAAUCCCUGCCCUCUGGAAGUUUAUAUUUUACCUGCAGGAUCCACCCAUCAUGGUAUUUCUCAGUCCAACUCUAAAUGCUAGAGGUGAUGAAAAUUUCACCCGGGACCAAAUUAAAAUCUUAUGUAUCAUCUGAA